CAUCUGUCUCCCCUUCUACGAAAACACCACAGGAUUUCAAGCUUCAUGUUCGACUCCAAACCGCCUUCGCUUUACUUCCUGACAUGCGGAAGCGGAGCUUGCGCCCGGAGGUCUCACCGUCGUUCGAUACCCAAUGAGAUAUGCUCGGACUUAAUCAUGACCUGUACGGUGGAAAGAGAGUCCCGCUUGGCAGCUUCAAGCGCAACACGCCCACCCCGCCUCUCAAUUUCGCACGUGGCUGAGCCUUGGGGGCUUGCCUUAUCAACGCCAAACGCUUAUCUUCACAUGACAAGGCGUUGACCCGAAAAGAUCGUCUUUUCCAGAGUUCGACCUUCACGUCGUCGUCUCUGACACCUGACGCUCAUCCCACAAUAGUGUUCCUGACCUCGGAUCUAUCCUCGCCAAGCAAACGAAGAUGUCCAUCUCCAACGAGGCGUUGCAAAAGGUGAGCA
This is a messenger RNA of Hyaloscypha bicolor E, 452 nucleotides long. RefSeq lists its product as uncharacterized. Lineage: Eukaryota; Fungi; Ascomycota; Leotiomycetes; Helotiales; Hyaloscyphaceae. The coding region runs from base 46 to 300 and encodes 84 amino acids. The transcript has a single exon. The record is from RefSeq and is a predicted model, not a curated record.